This is a messenger RNA of Drosophila kikkawai, 735 nucleotides long. NCBI's taxonomy places the organism in Eukaryota, Metazoa, Arthropoda, Insecta, Diptera, Drosophilidae. The record is from RefSeq and is a predicted model, not a curated record.
GAGCAGGCCCCGUAAACUAAGCUAACAAUUCAACUAAAAUGCCAGCCAGAUAAUAAAACUCAAAUCGAUUGAAGAAGUGGAAGCAUUGGCCUCUCGGAAAGAUGGAAAAUGGAAAUACAAAACAACAACAAGAAAUGCGAACACGAGGCUAGGAGUUGGGUGAAAGACUUGCAGCCGGGCAGGGCAUUCAAACGACCACCCACACAUCUAGGAGUUGGAGUUCGGAAUCGGAAUGGGAGCCUGGAGAUGGAGUUGGGAGCUUGGAGUUGGAUGCAGAGCAUCCUCGCCGCCUGCGCAGUGUCAAAUAGGCAACAAAAACAAAGGCGUAGGCCUCCUCCUCCUCCUCCUCCUCAGGACCAACCGACAGAUGCAGUUGAGCCGACGCGACUCGAGAUGGAGGCAUAUUCCAGCGAAUAAAUAUUAUCAUAUGGAAAUUUUCGCUGCUCUGUGGAGCAAUUACGAAUGCAGCCAAACGCUGUGGCAAGUGACCUGGGAGACGUCAAUCCCAGGCACAGGAAAUCGAAGUCGCAACUCGACGGUUUUGACGAUGAUGUAGCACCGCCAGCUUUUAUGCACUGCACACCAUGGGCUUAGCUCCAGGCCUCCUCCUGCUCUUUACCUUCUCCACUAAGCCACCAUUUCGACCAUGUUCAUAGAGAUCACACAGCGUGUCGCAGUCGUAGAAAGUUUGAAUGGAAGACGGGGGACUGUGGAAAGAAGCUAUAGUGAACUAAA